This is a messenger RNA of Pelobates cultripes (western spadefoot toad), 5289 nucleotides long. The record is from the annotation of a GenBank genome assembly. Lineage: Eukaryota; Metazoa; Chordata; Amphibia; Anura; Pelobatidae.
UUUUUUUUUACAGGUUACAAAUAUAGUACUGCAUAUUCAAGGUGUGUAUAGCAAAGGUAAACCUACACCAAUAUAGAAUAAUGGAUAAGUCCAAGAAAUUACUUAUCCAAUACAAAUGAAAAACAGCUUCCUUCUGAUAAUCUACAGAAAGAUAAUACAAUAUAAUAGUGGAAUACAGUUAAAAUAGAUUGCUGUGUGCUAAAUUCAAUUGCGCUCACUAGAUGGAGACUUGGAAAUUGCCUUAGGGUGCCUCCCAUUGGAUGAUUGGGGGAGUGAUCCAGGGUACCCUCUCAGCUUUUGGAUGAUGACACCACAAAAUGGAAAGAUGGACUCUUAAAAAAUGAAAUAAAAUACAAUAAAAAUGUUCCUAUGCGUUUCAUCUCGCAAGAGACUUCGGCAGGGACACAAUAAUAAAAAUAUAAUAAAAACAAUCCGAAAGCGGCAUAUACCUUCCCUCCCCCACCCCUCCUAAGUCCUUCAUAUAUAUGCCAUCCUUGCAUCUCAUUGGUGGUUCUGUGGGUGUUUCCAAAAAUAUUCCGCAGUUUUGACUUGUCAAAAAUCUAAUUUUCCCAUGUAUUCCUUGUUCAAUUGACCUCAUUUCUGUGCGUCACUUCCGGUAGUCGCGUCUGUAUGACGUGUUCCAAUCGACGGCCAUCAUGCAUUCUAUGCUUGUAAGUUGUCGCCAGGGUUAGGACAUACAAGCUUCUUUCUUUAGUGGAGCAUAAGGAAGCCUUAAAGGCUCAAAAGGGACAAGUGUCAGAAAUAAACAGCAGCAUGUAACUGCAUCAGUAACCAAGUCCCAAUUGUUUAAAUAGAGCCCAAAGCUGCCUGGCAGUAUCUCUCUGGAUAAUUUCAGCUGAUUUAUUAGGGGAAUGGGAAUGUUAUUUUUGUUCCAGGUGUUUCUGUUUGGAACAUAUUAAUAUGACCAGAAUUUUUUUCCCUCUCUAUAAUGCUGUUAUAAAUCUCCUCUCUUCUGUUUGAUUAGUUUCAAUACCCAGAGAGAACUCACAUGCACAAGCCUUGGCUCUAACUGUCUAUGAAUUGUAAAUAGCUUAAAAUCAUCAUAAAACCAAGACAUGUCAAAGCCCUUAGAGUGGAGAGACAGGAGUGGGGACACUUUGCUAAAAAAACACUAUGUACACUUGUAAUAAAUAUACAAACAUAAAUGAACUUGUUCUUCCUGAACUAAAUGUAUAUAUAUAUUACGAGCAAACUGAAUAAAUAUUGUCAGUUUUUCCAAGUAUAGUAAUUACUAUUUCUAUUUCCACUGAUAGGUCAAACCAGGUAUCUACUACAAUUUCAAUAUCACAACCUUAAUGUAGAUAAGUGAGGCUUUAUGGACUAAAUCUCAUUUUGCAAAUUAAGGUAAAAGGGAGUACACCUAAUUUUGCUAGUGAAGGGGAUAAAGCACACAAAACACUCAAUUUCUUCAGUCACCAUGACACCCAAUAGGCGUUUUUCUUAUCUAUUGCAAAAAUAUUGUCAUUUUUCUAAGUAUGGCAAACAAUAAUUUAUUGUAACUGAUUUCCUUUAACCCACAGUAUAUUUCUUUCAGGUGUAUUUGCCUAGAGUGGUACUACUGAAAGUGGUGACAAGAACAGAAAUCUAUGAAGCAAGGCUAUGAAGAAAUCUUUUAAUCACAGAACCAAGGAGUCUAACUUUGAAAAAUCAAGCAAAACAGAUUACCAUAUGUUCUCAAAUGAGAUCGUAAACAUGAACCCCAAACCAUUCUCAUGUUUUGAAUGUGGGAAAUGUUUUAGGGAACACUCCAAACUUCUUAGACAUCAGAGAACUCACACAGGAGAGAAGCCCUUCUCAUGUUCUGAAUGCGGGAAAUGUUAUAGCAGUAACUCAACUCUUAUUGCACAUCAGAGAACUCACACAGGAGAGUACCCAUUCUCAUGUUCUGAAUGUGGAAAAUGUUUUAGCUAUAACUAUACUCUUAUUGUACAUCAAAGAACUCACACAGGAGAGAAACCGUUCUUGUGUUCUGAAUGUGGAAAAUGUUUUGUCUGUAAACAUCAUCUUAUUAGACAUCAGAGAAUACACACGGGAGAGAAACCAUUCUCAUGUUCUGAAUGUGGAAAAUGUUUUCACUAUGACUCCACUCUAAUUGCACAUCAGAGAAUUCACACAGGAGAGAAACCGUUUUCAUGUUCUGAAUGUGAAAAAUGCUUUGUUACUAAAGCACAUCUUGUCUGUCAUCAGAGAUCUCACUCAGGAGAGAACCUGUUCUCAUGUUCUGAAUGUGAAAGAUGUUUUGUCGCUAAAUCAGAGCUUGUCCGCCAUCAGAGAUCUCACACAGGAGAGAAACCGUUCUCAUGCUCUGAAUGUGGAAAAUGCUUUGUUACUAAAGCACAUCUUGUCUGUCAUCAGAGAUCUCACUCAGGAGAGAAACUGUUCUCAUGUUGUGAAUGUGAAAAAUGUUUUGUCGCUAAAUCAGAGCUUGUCCGCCAUCAGAGAUCUCACACAGGAGAGAAACCGUUCUCAUGUUCUGAAUGUGAAAAAUGUUUUGUCACUAAAUCAAAGCUUGUCCGCCAUCAGAGAAUACACACAGGAGAGCAACCGUUCUCAUGUUCUGAAUGUGAAAAAUGUUUUUGCUAUAAGUCAAAUCUUGUUAAACAUUGGAGAACUCACACAGGAGAGAACCCGUUCUCGUGUUCUGAAUGUGAAAAAUGUUUUGACACUAAAUCAAAGCUUGUCCGUCAUCAGAGAACUCACACAGGAGAGCAACCGUUCUCAUGUUCUGAAUGUGAAAAAUGUUUUGUCACUAAAUCAAAGCUUGUCCGCCAUCAGAGAAUACACACAGGAGAGCAACCGUUCUCAUGUUCUGAAUGUGAAAAAUGUUUUUGCUAUAAGUCAAAUCUUGUUAAACAUUGGAGAACUCACACAGGAGAGAACCCGUUCUCGUGUUCUGAAUGUGAAAGAAUUUUUGUCGUUAAAUCAGAGCUUGUCCGCCAUCAGAGAUCUCACACAGGAGAGAAACCAUUCUCAUGUUCUGAAUGUGAAAAAUGUUUUGACACUAAAUCAAAGCUUGUCCGUCAUCAGAGAACUCACACAGGAGAGAAACCGUUCUCAUGUUCUGAAUGUGAAAAAUGUUUUGACACUAAAUCAAAGCUUGUCCAUCAUCAGAGAACUCACACAGGAGAGAAACCGUUCUCAUGUUCUGAAUGUGAAAAAUGUUUUGACACUAAAUCAAAGCUUGUCUGUCAUCAGAGAACUCACACAGGAGAAAAACCGUUCUCAUGUUCUGAAUGUGAAAAAUUUUAUAGGCAUUACACAAGUCUUGUUAAACACCGGAAAACUCACACAGGAGAGAAACCGUUCUCGUGUUCUGAAUGUAGAAAAUAUUUUGUUAUGAAAGCAGAUCUGGUCAGUCAUCAGAGAAUACACACAGGAGAGAAACCGUUCUCAUGUUCUGAAUGUGAAAGAUGUUUUAGCUUUAAUUCAAGUCUCGUUAAACAUCGGAGAACUCACAAGAGAGAAACCCUUCUCGUGUUCUGAAUGUGGAAAAUGUUUUGUUACUGAAGCAAAGCUGGUUUGUCAUCAGAGAACUCACACAGGAGAAAAACCAUUCUCAUGUACAUAUUGUUGAAAAGGUUUUGUCACUAAAGCAGAGCUCUUCAGUCAUCAGAGAACUCACACAAGAGAGAAACCAUUCUCUUGUUCUAAAUGUGGAAAAUGCCUUUUAACUGUCACUCAGCUCUUGUUAUACAACAGCGAACUCACACAGAAGAGAAACCAUUCUCAUUAGUGUUGUUGCGAAUGGUUUGUGGCGAACUUCGGUCAGCUGACACAUCCCGGCCAAUGUCUAGCAGACCCUCCCUCCCACCUCCUGGACAGCAUCCAUGUUGAAGCUGCCUUCAACAUGGAUGCUGUCCAGGAGGAAGGAGGGUCUGCUGGAGAUUGGCCGGGAUGUGUCUGCUGACCGGAGUUCGCCACGAACCGUUUGCGAACAGUUUGCGACAACACUACUUCUCAUGUUCUGAAUGUGGAAAAUGUUUUACUCAACAUUCACAUCUUCUUAUUAUACAUCAGAGAACUCACACAGGUGGUGAGUCUCUAAAAUGUUAUAAUGCAUAGGAAUAAAAGAUCUUGUGUGAAUUGUCUCUUGCUGACACAAUAAAUAGUAACUGUGAUGGUAGCAGUCAAUGUACAUAUGAUGCUAUCAUCCGGGGUGCCUAACCUGCACUGCCAACUCUAAAGGCUAGUUCCCCCAACCCAUGUUAAUACAGACUUCAAGCAUAGGUUAUGUUUACUUCUAUUUCUCUAGGGUUUUUCUUAGGGCAUACAAUGCAGCUGAGACUAUAACUAAUAAAUAUACCAAUUUUGUCACAUUAUCAAAUCAGACAUUCAUAAUUUGGAGUCAAAUAAAGAGCCUUCUGAAAAAUAUUUAAUGAGCUUUAAAAUAUGUGUUGCAGGAUUUGUUUCUUUGUAAUAUUAUCAUUCUUGUAUUAGUUGCAAAUUAAAAGAUUUCAGACUUAUUUCAUACACAGGAACUGAGGCCCUACCUACACAUCUAAUAUUAAUUAUAGUACUUAUGUCCAUUGUAUAUCAAUGAUCAACACAUAUGGUUUUUGUUCAGAUAGAUUGAUAAAGGCCUGCUGUUAUAACCUUCAACCCAGCAUUCCAGGCCAGACUCACAUGUGUAUUAAGAAGGGCCUCUUUCUGAAUGUAUUCAUUUAAACAUAUAUAGUAAUUCCUAUAACCAUUUUUAUAAUGUUUGGCUCUAACUAUAGAUUGGCAGAAUGGGGAUUAAUUCGUGACCCAUUUUACACUUGUUUUAAAGAAUCAAAUAACCUUAUACUUGUGUACUCAUCCUAAUGAACUGAAUUCUUAGACAUAUAAAAGCUUUCGCAGAUAAAUAUUCACCACCAAUACUUUUGCAUCAAAAAUGGAUAUUAACUUGAAGUGCAUACAAAUUGCUGUAUUGGUCCAGAUGUGUGCCAAGAUAUUUUAUUUUCGGAUGGUGUGUAUUGUUUGAAUAAAUAUUAAAAAUUUUGUACUUUAUAUUUUUUUUAUUUUUUUUUACAAGACUUCUAAUUUAAUUCCCAGCUAAUAUUCCUCAAAAUGGUAAACUUUAACUAUCACUAUCUAAGAUAUUAAUAUAUUCCCAAGAUGAGUUGCUUAUCCAAAGUUAAAUCUACAGACGCGAGUAAUACAUACUCUAUACAACAUAAAUAACACAUACAAUAUAUGAGACAUAGCAGCAUCCAUUGAUAAUAGAGAGAUGGGCGCAAUCGAUAUUAUUUCUUUAAUAUAUUAAUUUAACUCGCAACUGUCACGAAC